UAGUUAGCCUCAUACUCACCGAGCUUUAGUUGGUCUAGUUCUUUAUCCAAAAGCAGCCUUGUUUUUUGCAACAAAGGCAGUUUAUCAGACAGAAUCAUUUUUCACCGGUUUCAUGCAAUAUGGACAACUUUGAAACAUCAACCAUGUUUGACUACGAUGACUACAAUUCCUCAAUGACUUAUGUGCCGCCAUGUAAAAUGACAGGAAUAACUAAUUUUAGUACACAUUUAUUGCCACCAUUCUACAUCGUCAUAUUCAUUGUCAGUGUGCUGGGCAACGGAUUGGUUCUAUAUAUCCUAUUCAAGUUUGAAAAGCUCAACACAGUCACUAAUAUAUUCCUUAUUAACCUGGUGGCUUCUGAUCUGGUUUUUACCUUUGGCCUCCCAUUUCAAGCCGUGUACCAUAACUCGGAGUGGUCGUUUGGUCAGGUCGGAUGCAAGCUGAUGAACGGCACCUACCACCUUGGCUUCUACAGUUCUGUCUUCUUUCUCACUCUCAUGACUUUUGACCGUUACCUGGCAGUGGUCCAUGCCGUCACUGCUGCAAAGUGGAGGCAGAGCUGGUAUGCAUACAUCUCAGCCACUGUUGUGUGGAUUGUUUGUGGCCUCACUAGUCUGGAAACCUUCAUCAAUCAUGUGAUAACACAAGACAUUGUUCAGGGAUUAACGUGUACUGAGAUAGCUGACCCUCAAUAUAGGAUAAUGGGCACUUAUUCCCAAGUUGCACUGUUUUUCAUCUUCCCCUUAGUUGUUUUCUUAUACUGCUACAUAAGGAUCGGUUUGAGAGUUCUCUCAACUCGAAUGAGGAGCAAACAAAGACCCCUGAAGCUAAUCUUUACCAUUGUGGUUCUAUUUUUCAUGUGCUGGACCCCAUACAAUGUCAUAUUACUGAUGAAAGAAAAUGAUAACAGUGACCCUUGUGAUUACAGUCUUGUCUAUCUGCAGUAUGUCACUCACUGCAUUGCUAAUUUAUACUUCUGUAUCAACCCUGUAUUUUAUACUCUGUUGGGAAGAAAAUUCCAAAAUUAUGUGCGCCGCUUGUUAGUUGAUCAGGUACCGUGUUUAAAGUAUCAUCUGCAUGUCAAUGAGGGCAGCAGAUCAUUCUCUAGAUGAAUGCUAAAAGUUUCUGGGAGAGUAAAGGUGAGAAAUAUAACAUGUUAAAGUGUCAAAAAUAUCCUGAAAAAAUUAGUUAAUUAUGACAGAUUAUUUCAAAACAUGUAGUGUAUGAUAAAGCAACAAAAUGUUUGCUUUUUACUGUACAAUAU
Messenger RNA from Clarias gariepinus (North African catfish), 1264 nucleotides. Its product is annotated as C-C chemokine receptor type 3-like. The transcript has 2 exons. Gene Ontology annotation, biological process: chemotaxis; G protein-coupled receptor signaling pathway; immune response. Lineage: Eukaryota; Metazoa; Chordata; Actinopteri; Siluriformes; Clariidae. Gene Ontology annotation, molecular function: chemokine receptor activity. The record is from RefSeq and is a predicted model, not a curated record. Gene Ontology annotation, cellular component: membrane. Bases 120 to 1112 code for a protein of 330 amino acids.